AGUGCUUCUCCCAACAGCCGGUCGCUGGGUCCAAUUUCUCUAAACAAAGACCGAAAGAGGACAAAGAAACAGUGACUAGCAGUAUGAAGGAGUAAACGAAACAAGUUCCGUUCUCUUGUUUCUCUCUCAUCUUUUUCCAGUUACAGCAGCAACUUCAUCAUAAGAACAUCAUGGGAAUACUACAGGACGAUGUGGUGCUUAUCAGAGAGGCAGAGAAAGAAGGUGAAACCACCGUCAUAACCGUUAACUGCCCCGACAAGACCGGUCUAGGUUGCGAUUUGUGUCGCAUCAUUCUCUUCUUUCGUCUUAGCAUUGUCCGAGGAGACGUCUCCACCGACGGAAAAUGGUGCUACAUAGUUUUCUGGGUGGUGGGGAAGCAGAGGACCAGGUGGAGUUUGUUGAAGAAGAGGCUCAUUCAGGCAUGCCCUUCUUGUUCCUCAGCUUCUGGAAUUUCCUAUUACCGUUCUGAGGUGCAGCCUCCUCAGCCCCCCAAUGUCUUCCUUUUAAAAUUCUCUUGCCAUGAUCGUCAAGGACUUUUACAUGAUGUUACCGAGGUUCUUUGUGAGUUAGAGCUCACCAUAAAGAAAGUGAAGGUAUCUACUACGCCGGAUGGCAGAGUAGUGGAUCUGUUUUUCAUCACCGAUACCAGGGAACUUCUACAUACAAAGAAGAGAAAGGAUGACACAAUUGAACAGUUGUCAGCUAUUUUGGGAGAUCCCUAUGUUACCAUUGACAUUGAAUUGGUUGGCCCGGAAAUCACUGCUUGUUCUCAAGCAUCUCCAUUCCUUCCAAGUGCAAUCACAGAAGAUAUCUUUGAUUUGGAAUCACCUGAUUCAAUACCAAGAGGGACUUCCACAACUGAUUCUGUUUCUAUUGUGAUGGACAAUUCGCUUAGUCCUGCUCACACGCUUGUUCAAAUUGUAUGUCAAGACCACAAAGGUCUUCUUUAUGACAUCAUGAGAACACUGAAGGACUACAAUAUUCAGAUUUCUUACGGGCGAUUCUCUACAAAACCUAAAGGAAAAUGUGAGAUCGACUUGUUCAUCGUGCAAUCGGAUGGGAAAAAGAUAGUGGACCCAAGCAAGCAAAAGUCUUUGUCGUCGCGCCUUAGGAUGGAACUCCUUCGUCCUCUCAGAGUAACUAUUGUAAGCAGGGGUCCUGAUACAGAGCUGCAUGUUGCAAACCCUGUGGAGUUGUCUGGCAAAGGACGACCUCUUGUCUUUUAUGAUAUCACUCUUGCUCUCAAAAUGCUUGGCCCUUGCAUCUUUUCGGCUGAAGUUGGAAGACAUGUGAUUGGAGAUCGCGAGUGGGAAGUUUACAGAAUCUUGCUUGAUGAAGGUGAGGGUUUAUCUGUUCCAAGAAACAAGAUUGAGAAAGGAGUUUGGAAGAUGUUGAUGGGUUGGGAGUGAUCCAUAGUUGGUGCCUUGGUGGCAUUGUUCUUCUUCGAUGAACCUGUGCCCGUGUACAGAAACAUAGUAAUCAUGUAGUUAUGAUAUAUAUAUUGUGCAAAAGGUGAUCACUGCCACGCCAUAGUUUUUGGAGCUUUUGUAAUUUUAACUUAGUGUAGAAAGAAGGGCAGUAGCAACUAGCAAGUAUAGGAGAAAAGGGAGAAAUGCAGACGGAUUGUUUAGAGUAUUUUAUAAAUGAAAAUGAAUUAUUGUAAAGUGGUAAUAUUCAGUUCUUUCUUACAUACUACAUGUAUGCAUAUAUAAGCUUUUUAUUGGCAUUGCAUCCUUCUUGAAAAUGAAAAGCUUCAUUGCAAACUAAAGGUGGAAUUCAAUAACAUUCUUGACCGUGAUGAGUGGUUAA
Cajanus cajan (pigeon pea) is the source of this 1809-nucleotide messenger RNA. Its product is annotated as ACT domain-containing protein ACR10. The record is from RefSeq and is a predicted model, not a curated record. Lineage: Eukaryota; Viridiplantae; Streptophyta; Magnoliopsida; Fabales; Fabaceae.